Messenger RNA from Daphnia pulex (common water flea), 1648 nucleotides. RefSeq lists its product as uncharacterized. Bases 453 to 1043 code for a protein of 196 amino acids. The transcript has 4 exons. Lineage: Eukaryota; Metazoa; Arthropoda; Branchiopoda; Diplostraca; Daphniidae. The record is from RefSeq and is a predicted model, not a curated record.
UUUCUUCCCAAUUCCCAUGUUGUGAGUAAGGCGCGCGGAGGUAGGGUGUUAAUAUCGAUAUUUUAGCUCCGUUUUCACUAUCGAGCAGAGAUAACAGUGAUUAGCUUCGUCUCAGAAGCAGACGAACAAUGUGUGAAAGCCUGGGGUUGAAAAAAGGAGACGAAGGGCUUAUCAAGUUUGUAAGCCCUCAUCUUGGAUCAGAGGGGAAAAUGUAUCUCAACUGAGUUUUAUGUAUGCUGUAGCAGACGACACAGCGGACGCGAAGCACGUUAAAUGUUUUUUAUUUAGAAAAACAAAAAAAAAAUCUGUUGAGAAGGUGGGGAUAGAAAGCUAUGGAGAUCAUUAAGCAAAAUAUUGAAUUCAGAGGUUUGGGCACUAAAAUCUUUUCAGGGUUAAAGCGUUUCCUUCUUAAGUUUGUAAAAAGCGUUCACAGGAGAAAGUGAGAGUGAAUCAUGUCUGAAAAUGAAGUUUUUGGGAAUGGAUCCAACGUUUUGAAAUAUUCUUUUCCUUGUGGUGGCAUUGUAUACCUUCGUGUGACGGAGGAGAUAAAAACCAAAUAUGAAAAAGAUGCCCAAUGCAAAGCUGAUCUUAAUGCUAAGGCAUAUCAAUAUUUCCUCAACAUGGAAGAACACAGAAAGAGGGUCGAAGAAGAAAGAAAGAGGCAAGAAGAAUUAGAAUUAAAAAAGACGAAUUUAUUUUAUUUUCAAGAAGACCAAACGGAAUGUGAAGUAGAAUCGUCAGGUGACGAGCAGGUUGCCCAAUCUGGUUGUGGAGCCAAGCGUCGUUUUGGCGCUGCAUCACGUGUGCAGGUUGAUAACGGAGUAAUUAAAGUUUUACCCAAGCCUCCUGUUAAAAGUAAACGAUCCGCACCUAAAAAAAACAAGAGAGAAAAAAGCCGACUCAACCAUUCAAAAAGAGAAGAAUGGACUAUGCUGAGAACGAGCCGAAACCUUCCUCAUCAACUGCUGUUGACGUACCUGACAAGGAAAACGAAGAAAUUCCUGAGGCUGGCGAACAGGAUUCUGAUCCUAAUUUGGCCAUAGAAGAUUCCGGGUCGGACGAGGGUGGUGGUGAUCCUGGAAAGUGGACCACCAAAGAAGUUUCUAAACUCUUGGACGUGAAUCAAAAUUUUAAGCCACAAUUUGACGAGCCUUACGCGGUUAAGCUCCGCAUCUGGAAAAAAUUAAAAAAUAACUUUAUAAUAAUUUUUUAGCCUUAUUUACAGCCAUUUUGUUAUUUAGAUUUCGAAAAUUCCUGAAAUAGUGGCAACCGGAAAGUCAUGUUUUCAACUCUCGAAAAAAAUUGAUAACCUGAAAAAGAAUUGGCGCAAGAUGAAACGUCCAUGCGCGAAGGCUAAUUCCAAUUGGAGAUGGACCAAAAAAAUUAAUCUUAUAUUUGGGGACGACCCAGCCAUUGAGUUGAAUGACGUUGCCAAGGUCGGGGAUGGUGGUCCCAUAAAGAAGGCUCCAGCAGUUAAUAAUUCUUCAAAUUGGAAGACAGAGUUGGUGGCCAUUGAGAAAGAACGUGUCGAUGUUCUCAAGGACAUCGCACGUAGUCAAGUAAAAAAACUGCAACUUUUGACCGUUUAACUUCUAUUAUUGAAAAGUGGUCUGAGAAAUAAGAAAUUAAUACACUGCGUUUGUUCAUA